AUGUCCCUGUUCAAAGCGCAGACAGCCCAUAUACCAGCCGAUGGAGGAGGCAUUGCCCGGUUCCGAGACCAUCAUAAAAGGCUCGGCCGGCCGUUGCUGGGCACGGUGCUGACGGUGCAAGCCAACAUUGUCGCCAUGCUGGCCGCCCAGGCAUUCGACUUUGUCAUGAUCGACAUGGAACACGCUCCCAUGUCGGCGGAGCAGAUGACGCACAUGGUGCACGGCGUGGUGGCCGCGUCCAAGGGCAAAUGCCUGGCCAUCGUGCGCGUCCCGUCUCACGACGUCGGAUGGAUCAAAUGGGCGCUGGACAGCGGCGCGGCGGGCAUCAUCAUCCCCAUGGUCAACAACGCCGCAGAAAUGGAACGCAUCAUCUCCCACGCAGUCUACCCGCCCGGGGGUAAACGGAGCUUUGGUCCCUUCAACGCCGCCUUCGGCCGACAGUUGCAGGGAACCCAGUUCGGCACGUACUACGACAUGGCGCGGGACGACGGGGUCGCCAUUCUCCCCAUCAUCGAGUCCGCCGAGGGGAUCAAGAACGCCGACGCCAUCAUGGCCGUGCCCGGCGUGUCUGGCUGCUUUAUCGGGCCCUAUGACCUGCGUCUGUCCCUGGGAUUGCCAGGAGGCGUGGACGGUCCCGAGCCAGAGUUCGCCCAGGCUCUAUCCACCGUGCUUGCUGCGGCCGAGAAGCACGGCAAAAUCGUCGGCUCCAUGGCGACUUCGUCGGAAAUGGUGGCCACGCGCGCGAAGCUGGGCAUGACUUUCCUCCUCGUGACUCUGGACUAUAGUGUUUUGGUCGCGGGAUUUGCGUCGGCGGUGGAGGAAGGAAAAGAAGCUCUGAAGAAAGUCGGACAUAUUCCAUCACGUCUGUAA
Fonsecaea multimorphosa CBS 102226 is the source of this 870-nucleotide messenger RNA. RefSeq lists its product as uncharacterized. Gene Ontology annotation, cellular component: cytoplasm. Gene Ontology annotation, molecular function: aldehyde-lyase activity. Lineage: Eukaryota; Fungi; Ascomycota; Eurotiomycetes; Chaetothyriales; Herpotrichiellaceae. The transcript has a single exon. The record is from RefSeq and is a predicted model, not a curated record. Bases 1 to 870 code for a protein of 289 amino acids.